Messenger RNA from Silurus meridionalis, 4346 nucleotides. RefSeq names its product plasmanylethanolamine desaturase 1 (gene peds1b). The record is from RefSeq and is a predicted model, not a curated record. Gene Ontology annotation, molecular function: oxidoreductase activity. Lineage: Eukaryota; Metazoa; Chordata; Actinopteri; Siluriformes; Siluridae. Bases 68 to 898 code for a protein of 276 amino acids. The transcript has 6 exons.
UUUGAGGAACAGAUUCGGCCGGGUUGACUUCCUCGCCGGGGAGAGAGAAACUAAAGCCGGAGACAACAUGACCAGCAACCCGAGUGACCACGGGGCUGCGGAGGCCAGAGGGGAGGAAAGCGAGUCGAGCUCUCCGGCUCGGGCUUCGGCCAGAUGGGGUCCUCAACACGCCGGCGCUCGGGAGCUCGCGAAUUUAUACUCACCAGGUAAAAGGUGUCAGGAAUGGAUCAGUGUUAUUCUCUGUUUCACGCUCAUGGCCUUUAAUUUCUUUUACCUCCUCGCCCACUUCCACCUGGGCCAUGUCUGGUACAUCCUUCUGGGAAUUGUGGCAGGAAUUCUUACUGCAGAUUUUGCCUCUGGGCUGGUUCACUGGGGGGCUGACACGUGGGGGUCUGUGGAUCUGCCCAUCAUUGGAAAGGCAUUCAUCCGUCCAUUUCGAGAACAUCAUAUAGAUCCAACAGCCAUCACACGGCAUGAUUUUAUAGAGACAAACGGUGAUAACUGCAUGUUGACGAUUAUUCCCCUGGCUCAUAUGGCCUACAACUUCCACACUUUAACACCAGCGGAGAUUUAUCAUAUCUUCCCCUUAUAUUGCUAUUUGUAUUCUUUGGGCAUUUUUGUGACCCUGACCAAUCAAAUCCAUAAGUGGUCUCACACUUAUUUUGGGCUGCCACGCUGGGUCACUUUCUUGCAGGAUUGCCACAUCAUCCUCCCUCGCAAACACCACAGAGUUCAUCAUGUGGCACCUCACGAGACCUAUUUCUGCAUUACUACAGGCUGGUUGAACUACCCACUGGAGAAGAUUGGCUUCUGGAGGAAUCUGGAGGACAUCAUCCAGAGCCUGACAGGAGAGAAGCCCAGAUCAGAUGACUUGAAAUGGGCCCAGAAAUCCGAGUGAUGUUCCUCUGGUGCCAGCAUCCCUCUCCUACCUCAUACCUCCGCACAGAGGUCCAGCCUUCAUCUCCUCUUCAUUCAGCUCCUCAGCAUUGACCAGGCGGUUGGAAUGAUAAGAACUGUAUGAUGCUGAUAACUCAAAAGCUUCCAGCCCCACAGAGAGAAGAAGGAGGACGGAAUUGGAGAGUGUGAUUGCAAGCAAUACUUCUCUGCACUUCUCAUCCAGGAACAGAUGUCAAAUCUGUCUUUAUACUCACCAGUUUUUCCCCCUUUUCCUGCACAAAAAAGCCAUUUUACCUCUGCCGUGGGGUAUUAAGCAUCCUAAAGUUCCCAGUUGACAAACUUGAAUCCCGAAGCAAAAAAAAAUUCCACGUUUUUUUGAGCUGCAGUUUAAACAAAUGCCUUUAAAAAAAAAAAAAAAAAAAGAUUAAAAAAAAAAAAAAAAAAGGGAAACCAAGACCUGCUCACUGAUUUCUGCCGACUGAGUAGUCUGAUUGACUGUAGGACGGCUCCUCUCUGAACAUUUCAGUCUGCAAGAAGAAAAAAAAAAAAAAAAAAACAUCUCUUUCCUGGCCCAUCUCUUUUUACUGACAUCAUGUCUCAUUAUAACUGAGGGCUGGAACCGGUGUCUUCACCUGUUGCUGAUGUCUGAACAGACAAAGCCGAUGAAUAUGCAGUCUUUCCUCAGUUCGCCUUACUUAUGCAGUACAUGCAGCAGAGAGUUCAAGCUGGUCUCUCUCUCUCUCUCACACACACACACACCGCUCCAUGUUUUAUACCUUACACUCCUCAAUUUGCACCUUACACUCCACAUGUACUCCAUAUAAAAUCUUAGGGUUAUGCCUAUGAAUGAUACACACUCUUUGUUACAGUAUGUUUUUCUACAUUGUUUCACAUUUAUAUCAUUUUUUUUUUCUUUUCUUUGCACAGCCAUAUUCUUUCUCAUUAAUAUUCUACCUUCAUAGGUGCUCUCAAGAUAGCCAAACACACAAAAAUGACCUAUUUGUAAUGGUUGUGCUCUAAACUGAAUUUUCAGGGGGAGUUUUAAGAGCUAAACAGGUCCGAAAUCUAAUUACAAUUUAGAUGCAUAGAAAAGAUUUGUGUAGGCUUGUUUAUAUUAUCUUUGUUUUCUUGUCUUAAAUGAUCAGUUAAACACAGUCGAGCAUGUCUGCUCAGUUGGAUGAACUUGUGCUAUUAGUCCCCCCCAUUAGCUCAUGGCCCUUGUGAAUGACAGAAGCUCAUAGGUCAGUUUGAGGAUGUUAUGCUGCUCCCAAGAACAUUGUAACACUUCCAUCAGCUGCAUAUACUAUUUAACUGACAUGCACUCAUACAGCUAGUUGUAAAGCCAACUUGUAAUGGCUUUCUGACUACAGAAUAUGUACAAACCGACCAAAAGAAUAUUUAUCAUUAACAUAUUGUAGUUUUUGAAUAAUGUUAAUAUCAAACAGCGCUUAGUUACUGAACUAGUCACUCGCCUUAUUUCACUUGUUUGAGCUCAGUAUGUGUUGGGACUGUAAGCUAUGUGUAUAUUCUCUGCACAAAAUUAAGUUUUCUGAUAGUUUACUACUUGCCAUGAACAGAUGACUUAGCUUUGCUAAUUUUAAGAAAAAGUAGGAUAGAGUUUUUUUUGGUUUUGUUUUUUUGUGGAGAAGUAUAUAAAUUGAAUUAGCAAGUGCUGGUCAGAUUUCCUACUUACAACAGCACUCUAAAGUUAUUACUUGAAAUUAUGAAUAUCUAUAUAUGAUCUAAUUAGUUACGUGUCUAGAAGGAAUAGCUAUCUAAAUGAUGUAUUAUUUAUAUAUAAAAAUACAAUCACUUUUUUGUCCAAAGGUGUUUUAUUUGAACCAUUUUCUUUGUUUGAUCUUCAUCAGCUGUUCAUCUUGUCCUCCUGUACUUCAACAGAGUACAGGUGAUCUAUUGAAUAAUUCUCCAUUUAGACCUUUUCUGAUUUUUGUUCUUUAUGAAUCAAAUAUGAAAACUUCUAGUAAAAUGAAAAGCAAACAAACAUGUGAUCUGGGCAUAGGGUGCUUCCUGUGAAUGAAAUGUUCAAUCAUAAGCCGGGAUGCCAAAUAUUUUAAAGCUCAAGUCUUUUGAAUGAUAUUUUUUUUUUUGUUAUUGUUCAGUAUAGAGACAUAUUUAAUUAGUUCUGUUGGAUACGUGAUGGUCAAUACUUAGAUCUGGUAGAUCUGGUAAUUAUAAAGGUGUCAAAUUACACUGAGCAUAAGAACAACUGCCAGGAUUUGAUUUGUUUUCUUUAAGAUAAUUAUUUGUUAAAUGUGCACAUUUUCAGACCUUUUUUUUUUUUUACGGUGUUAAUUUGUAGUAUUCUUUUCAAUAUUGGUUUGUAAAUUAAGGUUUCAGCAUGGUGUUUUCAUUAUUUGUUACUGAUUUGAGAUGAUUUAACUUGAUUGGCAUGUUGUAGUCUGAUUAGACUGGUGUUCAUUUUAGCCAGGGAGAUCUCAAUGGGAUAAAUGCAUAAUAUAUUUUUAAUCACAUAAGUACUUCUAGCUUACAGUAGAAAGGAAAAUUUGCACAGAAAUUCCAGGAACUGGAACUGUUUUGUUUAUGUAAUCAUGCAUUCAUGUUGGUGCCCAUGUUAAAAUCCACACUAAUUUAAUAAUACUGGAUGAAACGUAUCCACUUAGUUUUGCUUGUGCAGCUUUUUAAUAAGAUAUUAAAGGGCCGUUCCAUCAGUGCUGAACUUCUAUCUUACUGACGCAGAUGUUUUGAGACAUGUUCAUGUUUGGGCUGUAAUCUUCUAUCAACAAUUUGGAAAAAAACUAUUUACAUGGUGUGUAAGUGACUUGUGACUGUGCACCUUAGUCUUUUAGAUUCCACUUUACCACUGUAACACUGUUGCAUUGGAUUUGUGACCUGCAGGAAUUUUACUAACCUGCUCAUGAAGUGUCAUAACAUUUGUCUACAUGUCUAGAGGUAUUAUGUUAUUGUAAUAUUUUUGUGGCGUGCUAAACUGGUUGAUUGUAUCGAUGAAAAUGAUUUUAAGUGUGUUGAACGAUCUUACAGUGCUCAGAUUUUUUGACUUUUCGAACACAUCUGACAAACAAAUUUAAUGCCAUUUAUUCAAAUUCACAAGCGUAGGGGUAAAAUAAAUGGAUGUCUUUUUUUUUUUUUUUUGUGCGGUUAUGUCUCAUUUUGAUGUAUUUAGUAUGAAGAUUGUUACAGAAGGCAGCAAAGUAGGUAAAGAGUACGUCUGUAGCACUUUCUUAUUUGAUGUCACACCCCUCAAGGUCUGCUUAGUUAACAUGAUUUGCGUUUUGUUCUGAGUGGACAGUUUUAAUUUGGAUUUGGUUGAAGUGGAUUAUGUGGCAGUCAACAUAAGAUGAAAAAUAAUGCCUUGAUGCCUUUCUGUUGUCUCCCAAUAGGAAGACUUUAAUGUUACAUGUAUAUAUUAUAUUUAUAAUGAAAUUAAUAAACUAUCAGAGUAAUCAUUA